UAAAAAGCAUUAAGACCCGGCUCGGGAGGCGAAUAAUUAUAUUAUGUAUCAAACGAAAACAUUAUUUCAUUAAUAAUUCUGAUUAUUUCCUUAAAAAAUAGAUUUCUAAUACACCUUUGGUGCAGAAAAACCAUUGGGAACCCAUAUUUUAUAAAGUGAAGUAAAGAGCUAGUAAAAUGUCUGAAUCCGAAUCAGCAGAUGUAGAAACAGUGGAAGGGACUAAACAAGAAAGUAGUCCGAGAAAACGAGUUAGACAUCGCAAGAAGCAGCUCUAUGAGAAUAUUUUGAAACAAAUGGAGUUUUAUUUCAGUGACGCAAACCUUAAUAAGGAUAGGUUCUUGGGCGAACUAAUUAAGAAAGAACCGUUUGUUCCAUUAGAAAUAUUUUUAAAAUUCAAUAAAAUUCGGUCUAUGACCCAAGAUAUUAAUGAUAUUGUGAAAGCUAUGAAGAAUUCUACAAUUUUGGAGCUUUCAGAAGAUAAAACUAAGGUAAAGAGGCAAACUCCUAUACUCCCGUACGAUGCAGAUCAAAGGACAGUAUAUGUGGAGUCUAUACCUGUGACAGCGAGCAGGGAGUGGCUGGAGAGGGUGUUCUCGGAUUAUGGUCGAGUAGCUUAUAUUUCAUUGCCCAAGUUUAAGAAUUCACAAAGAAUUAAGGGUUAUGGAUUCAUAGAAUUUAGUAAACCUGAGGAAGCACAGAAAUGUAUCAGCACUUUCACCAAAAUGGGAUGCAAACUUCCGACAUGUAUGCCUCCGGAAGAUCUUUCCUCUAUAAAAAUGUUCAGUGUGGAACCACCUUUAGAUGACACACCGGAAGAGAGAGAAGAUUUUGAGCCACCAAAGAAGAAGAUGAAGAAGAAUAAAGACAAGAAAGCACAUAAAAAUCUGGAAUUGAAACUGGAGCUUGAGUCUGAUCGUGAAAAAACAUUGGAUACACCAACGAAAGAAGAUGCCAGUGUAUCUACGCCAACAGAAGAAAAGCAUGUAGACUCCUCCAAAGAAGAAUUAACAAGUCAAGACGAGGGUAAAGAUGACCAAACUUCGCGCAAAAAGAAGUCAAGAAAACGUACGGCCAAAGAGCGGAGUCGGGCCAAAAGGAAUUCCCAUAAAAAUGAAGCCCCUAAAGGCGCGUUAUGGGGCCUACAAGUACUGCCCAAAUCCGAGUGGAAGGUCCUUAGGAAUAAAUACCUGAAUUUGCAGAAGAAAUAUAUGAAGGAAAUGAAAGCGAACAUUAAAAAUAAUAGACAUUUGUAUUGUAGUAUUCCUGCGCCGGCGGCGCCUUCUGUUGAAGUGGAACCAGCUCUAGAUUGUGGCGAAGAAGCGAAGCCCGCUGAAAUGGAGCGUCUGUCCGGGGUGUUUGUUAAGGAGGAACUACAGGAGCCCUGCUUUGACGUCAGACUCACAAAGAGAACGAUCCGAAGCAAUAUCCACGUUUUGCACGUUGACGUGAAAGAAGGUCAAACUGAAGUCAUUAUAAGAUUUGAUUCUCCAAAAGCCGCUGAGGAGUAUGCGCAGCAGCCGGGCAGCCGCGCGGCGGUGCUGCGCGGGGCGGCGGAGGGCGAGCAGUGGGCCCGCGCCGAGGCCGCGCGCUCGCGGUCCCGCGCGCGCGGGCCGCGCCUGCCGCAGCGCGGGCCCGGCGGCGGCGCGCGGCCCGCGCUCGCGCCCGCCUCGCCGCAGCCCACUCACACGCACAUACGCUUCGAUGAAUAGUGCAGUGAAUGUGUGAACCAGUGUCGUGGCGCCGAUGUCCGCUUUGAUCUAUAGGAUACUAAUGUUAUCCAUAUAUAUGACUGACUGACAGGCAGCGCGCAGCCCAAAUCGUUGGGUCUAGAUUUCAAAUUUGGCACGUUGGUUCAGAUUUUCCGAAAUGCGCACGGGAACGGGACGAGUCUUUUUUUAUGAAUAGUGCAGUGAAUGUAUGAAUCAGUGUAAUCAUGUAACGCUUCGGUGUAUAUGAUACUAGUGUUAUUGUUUAUAUGCUUGAUUAAUUGAGCUAUUAUUAAGUGACUAGCGACUGUAUGAACCACUGUCAAUAUAGGCUUUGAUGAUAAUAACAAUAAAUGCCAACGUGAAUCAGUGUCAAAUCACUAAUAUAUGCUUUCAUAAACAUGGUGUUUAUAGUUAGUAUAUUGUACGAAGUGAUUAUAUGCAAUGUGUGUGAUAAGAGUAUAUAGUGAAAGAAGUGAAGAAAAUUUUGUACAAAAACAAGAAACUUAUAAGCGUCUUUUUUUUGUAAAUUGCGUUGUUGAACAAAGAAAAUUACAAUGUAAUUGUUGAAAGAUAAUUUACGUUGUUCCUGUCAAGAGGAACACUCUUUUUCAGUUGUAAUAAAAAAUUCUAAAUUUC
Amyelois transitella is the source of this 2345-nucleotide messenger RNA. RefSeq names its product la-related protein 7 (gene Larp7). The record is from RefSeq and is a predicted model, not a curated record. Bases 177 to 1709 code for a protein of 510 amino acids. NCBI's taxonomy places the organism in Eukaryota, Metazoa, Arthropoda, Insecta, Lepidoptera, Pyralidae. Gene Ontology annotation, cellular component: nucleus. Gene Ontology annotation, biological process: RNA processing. The transcript has 8 exons. Gene Ontology annotation, molecular function: mRNA binding.